Anastrepha ludens (Mexican fruit fly) is the source of this 1999-nucleotide messenger RNA. RefSeq names its product raf homolog serine/threonine-protein kinase Raf (gene Mos). Gene Ontology annotation, molecular function: ATP binding; protein kinase activity. The record is from RefSeq and is a predicted model, not a curated record. Lineage: Eukaryota; Metazoa; Arthropoda; Insecta; Diptera; Tephritidae. The transcript has 7 exons. Bases 472 to 1848 code for a protein of 458 amino acids. Gene Ontology annotation, biological process: protein phosphorylation.
UCAUUUUGAUUUUUCAUCGAACCUAAGUUGUCUCUGAAUUCCGAAUGGUAGUCACGCACUAACCUAUUCGGCUACUUGGGCCGCCACUUUUAAUUGCACCCAAUUCUCAUAAUAAAAACAAAUAACCUUGAAUUGCUAUCAGUUAAAGAACUAUUUUAAUGUGUAGGGAAAAAUACUUCAGUACUUGCGACAACCUGGAAACUUGCACCGAGCCCGGUUUUCACUACGCGCAAGAAUCGAAUUUCUAUUUUAUUUGAUGCCGGCGAUGAUUUUUUUGAUGUAGCUACUAAAACUACUGGGGACAGUUUAACUUGUUUACAUUGAAAUCAAGACACUGACAAAUAAACAAAGUUUUUGUUUGUUUAUUGUCAAAUAAAUCAAAAUAUAAACAAAUUUACAUGGAGUACAAACAAACAAAUAACAAUAAAAAUAUUCCGUUAGUGCUGUGUACACGGAAGAAGUGUCAAAUAAAUGUGGAAAAACAAAAAUCCUGCAGCGGCGAAACUAAAUACCACUCGUAAAAUGGCAUUGUUACAAUUGCCGCCAAAUAAUGAGCAGGCAAUCGUGCUGAAUACGCCAAAUCGCAAUGAGAUACUCAAGGAGGGGGUACCAGCGCACUCGAAAUACACAAUUUUGGGCAGAGGCGCCUUUGGCACCGUCUUUAAGGCGAUUUAUCGAGGUCAACCAGUGGCUGUGAAGAUCGUGCGAAAUGUAAGUAAGGCAAAUGCUCAAUCUAUGCGCAAUGAGAUGCAAAUUUUGGGUUGGAAGCAUCGAAAUAUAAUACAAAUUUUCAAGGUUGAAAUCACGCCAAAUUUUGGUAUUGUCAUAAUGGAACAGUUCAUGGGCAAGAGCUUGCAGGAGAUAAUAGAGGCUACACAGUUGCCGCUGGAGCAUAGAAUUUUCAUCACACUGGAUAUCCUAUCAGCACUUUCUUAUUGCCACAAUCGGCGUCUGCUACAUCUUGAUGUAAAACCACAGAAUGUGCUGGUAUCUUUUGUAGGCACCCAACCGCAACUGCGCGACGAAACCCUAUCAACUUUAUUCGCCCGUCGGCAAUAUGUUUGCAAACUAUGCGAUUUUGGUGCGUCGUUGAAGAUCGACUCUCCAAAGCUAGCGCCAAGAGGCAAUGCGCGUGGCACUAUGCGUUACAUGUCGCCCGAAGCAUUGCGCGAGGAGUCGCUUACACCCGCCGCCGACAUCUACUCGUUAGGCAUUACAAUGUGGCAAAUGCGAGAACGUUGUCUGCCCUAUCGUUGGAUCGCUUGCAAUGAAGUGGUCGCCUAUCAGGUGGUCAAGAACAAAUUACGUCCGGAUAUCGCAAACAUCGCCAAUGGUUGCAAGAGUGCUUUGCUCACGACUAUGCCACUGCAUCACAAAUGCCAUUGCGCCAAUUUGCCAGUCGAGGAGAUCACCUAUCAUUCGUUGGUGCAUCUGACAAAUGUACUAAAUCGCACCAAACAACCAGAAGAACAGUUACGCUUCUCUGAUUGCGGCGUGGAAGAAGUGCAUCAGGUGGUUGAGCGUCGUCCAUUCGCCUCUUUGAAUGCGAAAAUAAAUGUCAUGCGCAAUUUGAAUGUCGAAUUGAAUUCCAUGAAAUCACCGGUUGCUCAACGUUCGCCAUUGAAACAAACAAAAGAGCUGGUAAAACAGCAGCUGAAGCAUCAGCAGGAGCAGUGCACGCCGGAUGAUGUUGUUGAUCCCUUGGCAAUGUUCGGGGAUAUGUUGAGCCUGCACGAUCACAACAAGGAGCAGAGCUACGAAACGCUUUGUAGGGCUUGCUGGUGUGAUGAGCCUGUGCUGCGAGUGAAAGCGUCGGUUUUGCGCAACAAAUUAGUUGAGUUGUUGUAAUAUAUGGUAUUACUUGUUUGUGUAGGAAUUUUUAUAUUAUAUUUUAGUGUGUAUGAGAUUUUUAUAAGCACUAUGUUUUGUUCGACAAAUUUUAACUGUGUAUUAGAGUUACAUUAUUUUAAAUAAUCAAUUUUAUUAAUUUAUUAUCCAA